This is a messenger RNA of Punctularia strigosozonata HHB-11173 SS5, 1294 nucleotides long. RefSeq names its product alpha/beta-hydrolase. NCBI's taxonomy places the organism in Eukaryota, Fungi, Basidiomycota, Agaricomycetes, Corticiales, Punctulariaceae. Gene Ontology annotation, molecular function: hydrolase activity. The transcript is spliced from 2 exons. The record is from RefSeq and is a predicted model, not a curated record. The annotation marks the transcript as partial.
AAGCCUUAUCACAACUGUUUGCAUUCAACACUAAAAAGGUUUGCCCUUGGUGUGACCCCAUUCAUUUAGGAUGCAUGUAUGCAUAUGGGCAGAAGUUCCUUGGCUUCUCGUGGUAUAUAAGGCGCCGGUAUACAAGGCGGAUCCCCACGUCUUCAGCGAUCGAGCCGCACGAUAGGAAAUGGAUCCCAAUCCAAACUAUCACCAUGUGAGUUUCGUCAAAAAAAUGCAAGCCAUCGCCGCCGAAUGUCUAUGGCCCUUCGUUGCUCUUGCGGUCUGUAUCCGCAGGAAGGGGCGCGGACGAAUCACGCUGAAAGAAGAGCUAUAUUGGGCCAGGUUUCGAUUUGGCUUCAAGAUGUAUCCGCUCUCGAUCUUUCGUGUCGCAUUCGCCGGUGACGCGGUCGCAAAGCGCGUCCUGAACUCACCCCGCUUUGACGCCGUCAAAUCCAACUUGUACGAACACGUUCGCAAGCCCGAUUUCGCGGGCUACUGGAUGUUUCGUCAUUCCUUCACCGAUCCGAAGCCUCCCUCCUCCUCAGACCUGGUUAUCUGCUACGUUCACGGCGGAGGGUACGCGGUUUGGCAGCCAGGGACUUACACCGCCUUCAUCCUCGCCAUCGUGGAGGCCAUCAUGAAACGUGGUCUUACCGUCAGUGUCUUCGCCCUCGACUACUCCCUCGCCCCCGAAGCGGGGUUUCCAACCCAGGUCGGUCAAAUGGCCGCGAUGUACAAGUACCUACACGAGGAGAUGGACGUAGAUUACGACAAAAUCGCCUUCGUAGGCGACUCGGCCGGCGGCCAUUUAUGUCUCAGCUUCCUCACCCACCUUCAUCGUCCAACCCAAUGGCUCUCCCCAAACCCGUCGGAAGGUCUGCCCAAACCGGGACAAGGGGUGUUCCUGAUGAGCCCCUUCGUCACGGCCGAUACCUCCUGUUCGACCUACCAGACGAAUGACGGGCUCGAUAUGCUCUCGAAGUCCAUCGUUACUCAGUACAGCGGCAUAUUCCUCGACGCGUCCGAGUACGGCAAUACAGACCUCGCGCUCCCGUAUGUGCAGUUCGUCGUCUACCCGGUCCCGGGCGGUCGCGACUGGGCGCAGAUACUCCCCAAGAAGGUGUGGGUGAGUGCUGGCACGAACGAGGUCUCGGAGGGGCACAUCGAGCAACUGGCCGAUGCUAUGCGCGAAGCCUCCAUCGACGUGCGGUUCUCGCUUACAGAUGGCAAGUCCCACGACUGGCAAUUUGUCGACUGCUUGAAGGCGGAGAAGGCUUACCUCGGAGUGCCCCUGGGGCAUGAU